This is a messenger RNA of Boleophthalmus pectinirostris (great blue-spotted mudskipper), 2102 nucleotides long. It is a transcript of the gene dusp14, whose product is annotated as dual specificity phosphatase 14. Gene Ontology annotation, biological process: protein dephosphorylation. The coding region runs from base 336 to 968 and encodes 210 amino acids. The record is from RefSeq and is a predicted model, not a curated record. Gene Ontology annotation, molecular function: MAP kinase tyrosine/serine/threonine phosphatase activity. Gene Ontology annotation, cellular component: cytoplasm. The transcript has 2 exons. Lineage: Eukaryota; Metazoa; Chordata; Actinopteri; Gobiiformes; Gobiidae.
UGCACACGCCGCUCAGCUCAGCCCACAGCACCGAUGCACCGAUGGCUCCUGUUUCUGGAGACUUCCUCAUAAUGCUUCAGACUGUUGAGCUAAUUUUCUCUGCACGAGGCCCUUUGCCCUCCUCUUGACCGUGUGGAGGCCGAUAGUGUAGACGCGGACACUCCGGAGAUAGAUGCCCAGAGUUUUAAACGCGCACGCCGGAUGGAUGUUGCCGGGCUGAGCUCCAUCUUAUUUCCUAUUGAGUCCGCUGGAGCGGUCUGGCCGAUUCAGCUAUGUCUGUGAAGAUUGUCCUCUGAAUAUUUUCCACUGUUUUGGUGCUGUUCCACUCAGUCCAAAUGGGUUCACGCAGCCAAGGCUUCCUCCAUCACCAUCAUCACCACCACCGCAGCUCCAUGGUUCCCACCACGGUUCCCCGGCUGCUGCCUGAGAGUGGCAGCCUGCUGGGGGGCAUUGCCCAGAUCACGCCCAACCUGUUCCUUAGUCGGGGCAAUGUGGCAUCUAACCGCAGCCUACUCCUGUCCAAAGGCAUCACCUGUGUGGUCAACGCCACCAUUGAGCUGCCCAACUUCAACUGGCCUCACAUGGAGUAUGUCAAGGUGCCAUUGGCAGACAUGCCUCACUCUCCCAUCUCUCUGUACUUCGACAGCGUGGCCGAUAAGAUCCACAGCGUCGGCCGUAAGAGGGGAGCCGUGCUUGUGCACUGUGCAGCUGGAGUGAGCCGCUCGGCCUCGCUGUGUUUGGCUUACCUCAUGAAAUACCACCGCGUGUCUCUGGCAGAAGCCCAUGCCUGGGUCAAAGCCCGCCGGCCCGUUAUACGACCAAACGGGGGCUUCUGGAGGCAGCUCAUUGAGUAUGAGCGUAAACUAUUCGGCAGGAACUCAGUGAAGAUGGUUCAGACUCCCUAUGGGGUCAUCCCAGAUGUGUAUGAGAGGGACCGCAGGAGCUUGGCCCCCUACUGGGGCCUGUGAGUCAUGACAGUGACAAGAGAUGAGAGAUCUCUGAGAAGCUUCUGUAUGAAUACAGAGCUUCAACUGAAAGGAUUUCGCCUGUUUGAUUUGAAGCUGCCAGUUCCACCUGGAGUUGCACCUGAUGCAGGACAAUCCUCACAAAUAAAGUGAAGGUGAAACAGGUGACCCCAGAGUCUGAAGAGAGACAUUUUGUGACUGCAGUUCUGUGGCUGACGUGCGUCAUGUGCUGGUAUUGUACCUGUAUACGUGUGAAGAGCAGCUGCAUGCUCUCAGUCUAUGGUAGCAUAGUGUACAGAAAAAUAUAGAGAAAUUAUUUUAUCAAAACAAGAUUAUAGCACAAAAAAGUGAUUCUUCUGAAGCCUUUGAAAUUGUGAGUGUAAUCUUGUUUGUUUUUGGAGGUUCCUGUACACCACAGCGAGGAAGCUUUCAUCUUUUGACCACUAUUAUGGUGAGCUCUUUGAUGCUGUUGUACUCACUCAAAGGCACCAGGAGUUUGUCUAUUAUUCACUGAACUCCUGAGAUUCAAUGCAGACAGUAUAGCAGAGUACUUUGCUGCCAGUGUUAUACAUACAAACUAGACAUAAAUACUGCUAUCAAUACACAAUUAUUUAAUUGUAAUUAUGUACUAAUAUACUGCAGAUCAAGAAAAAGUUAUAUGUAAAUUGAUUAUGUGAGUUAACUUCAACAAACUUAGUGUAUGCAGUGGUCAGCUAUACAAUUCAAAGUUGCUUUUUGCCAGAAACUAUCCUGUAUGUUAGGAUGACCUUACUGUAGCACCACAUUUAAUGCCCAACAAAUAUAAAUAAAGCAAAUUGUAUCAUUGUAUUAUUCAGUGUGUCAAGGUGAUAUGAAGAAAAUACCAGUAUAAAUCUCUUUUACCACAAAGACGGGGCAACACAGACAUACAGAAUUAACGGUCCCAAAUUAUAGACUGCACCCCAAUUUCCCACAGCAAACCUGCCCCCUCCCUCUGCCCCUGCCCUUCAUCUGUACUGAGUUAAUGUGGGUACAUAGUGGAGGCUCAGGGCAUCGUGAGCACUAACGCAAACACAUCCUUCACCGGUAGCGAGAUAUUAUCAUUUGUCAUUAAAGUAGUUCAUGAUCUUGAACAGCAGAAAUCAAGCAGAACCAAUG